AUGGGAGACUCGAUCGACCCGACCCACAAGUCGGAUGCCGACCCCAAGGGGCAACUCGACAAUGACUUUGAGAAACAGGUCGGUCGGGUCGAGAUGACGGCCGAUCUUAAGAGGAGGUUGGCCACUCGGCAUCUGAUGAUGUUGGGAGUAGGCGGUACGAUCGGUACCGGGUUGUUUAUCGGAACUGGGAGUGCAGUUGCCAAGGCUGGCCCUGCCGGUUGUCUUCUCGCAUUCAUCUGGGUCGGAACGCUGGUUUACAGUGUCAUGGUUGGCUUGGCAGAGAUGGCUACUUACAUGCCUGUUACUGGCGGCUUUACCGUAUACGCCAGUCGCUUUGUGGACCCCUCCCUCGGAUUUGCUAUGGGCUAUAUCUACUGGUUCUCUUGGUGCAUCACCUUUGCCCUGGAAAUGACAAUAACGGGUUUGAUUAUCCGGUAUUGGCUCCCCCAGGUGUCUCUGAGCAUCUUUGUCGGUGUCUUUUGGGUUGCUAUAACUGCCCUCAAUGUUCUGCCCAUCAAGAUGUAUGGAGAGAUCGAGAUGUGGCUGUCCUCCAUCAAGGUCAUCACAGUCAUUGGCUUCAUCAUUUUCGGCGUUUGCAUCGACGCGGGUGCAGGCCAGGAUGGAGUCAUAGGCGUGAAGAACUGGCAAAACCCCGGCGCCUUUGCCCCUUACCUGCUGGAUCAGAUGGGCAACAACGAGUCUCUCGCUAAGUUCGCCGGAUUCUGGGCUGUGCUGGUGCAGGCCGGGUUCUCGUACCAGGGCACUGAAUUGGUCGGUGUCGGCGCCGGCGAGACGCACAACCCACGCAAGACCGUUCCCCAGGCCAUCAAGUGGGUUUUCUGGUCUAUCAUCACUCUUUUCGUGCUCACCGUCUUUAUAAUUGGCCUUCUCAUUCCUUACACCAACGAGGCUCUCAGCAGCGGCGAGAACAACGCAUCUGGCUCGCCCUUUGUCAUUGCUGUGGAUCUGGCCGGCGUGCGAGUGCUUCCGCACAUCAUCAACGCCGUCCUCCUCACCGUCGUCCUCAGCGCAGCCAUUGCCAACGUCUACUCGGGCUCUCGCGUCCUCGUCGGCCUGGCGGAGGAGCACCUCGCUCCCCGCUGGAUGAUGAAGACUACCUCGUGGGGCGUUCCCUACUACGCCAUCGGCUGUACGGCCAUCUGGGGUCUCCUGGGCUUCCUGAACGAAUCGGAGGGCGGAACGACUGUGUUCAACUGGCUCAUGAACAUCUCGGGCGUGGCCGGUUUCAUCUCGUGGACCUCGAUCAACGUCUCGCACCUCUUCUUCCGCCGGGCGCUCAGCGUUCAGGGAAUCCCGGCGGAGCAGCUGCCAUACCAGGCGCCCGCGCAGCCGUGGCUGACGUGGUACGGCAUCUUUUUCAACCUGCUCAUCAUCAUCACUCAGGGCUUCACCGCGUUCCUGCCGUGGAGCGUGACCGAGUUCUUUGUCGCUUACGUGAGCCUGAUCCUGUUUGCCAUGCUGUACAUUGGCCACAAGGCCUGGACGCGGUGCGGGUUCGUCAAGGCGCACGAGGCCGAUCUGGUCACGGGUACCUACCCUGCGGAGUAG
Messenger RNA from Pyricularia pennisetigena, 1569 nucleotides. RefSeq lists its product as uncharacterized. The transcript is spliced from 4 exons. Gene Ontology annotation, cellular component: membrane. Gene Ontology annotation, molecular function: amino acid transmembrane transporter activity. The coding region runs from base 1 to 1569 and encodes 522 amino acids. The record is from RefSeq and is a predicted model, not a curated record. NCBI's taxonomy places the organism in Eukaryota, Fungi, Ascomycota, Sordariomycetes, Magnaporthales, Pyriculariaceae. Gene Ontology annotation, biological process: amino acid transmembrane transport.